Messenger RNA from Nematostella vectensis (starlet sea anemone), 11615 nucleotides. RefSeq lists its product as uncharacterized. The coding region runs from base 144 to 11060 and encodes 3638 amino acids. NCBI's taxonomy places the organism in Eukaryota, Metazoa, Cnidaria, Anthozoa, Actiniaria, Edwardsiidae. The record is from RefSeq and is a predicted model, not a curated record. The transcript has 31 exons.
GGGGCUGAAUGUUUUUGUCAAAAUGGCGGUCGGAGGGAUUUUUGUACUGGAAAUUCCGUGGUAAACAAAAUGGUUCUGUUUAGCGUUUGUUCUCUAUACAAGGGAUUCGGUACUUCUCCGAAUCACGAGAAAACUUGAUAAGUAUGAGUUUAAACCUUAGUAUCCUCGUUAGUACGUCUAUAAAGCGCAAGAAGCCCUGGUCGAAACUCGCAUGGCUUGGUGCGGGAAAGACGAAGGAACAACAUGAUUUAUUUCUGCUUGAUAAUAGUCGUAUUAGCCAGCUGUUCCUUCCCUCUGGUAAAACCAGGAAGAAGAUACCUGCACUUCAGCCGUUCCUGGUGGAUGUACAAGCUCUGAACUGUUCAGCAAAUGGACAAUUUCUUGUUGGAGCACUAAAAUCUGGAAAAGUCUUUGUAUGGAAUAAGGGAUCAGAUACAGUUAAUACAACUCCCAUCUUGGACAAGAUAAGAAGUGUUCUAGGAACAGAUAAGAAGCCUGCAUAUGUUUUCGUGUCUAACUGUGGCACCAAGAUUCUGCUGCUGUCUGGCUAUGACCAGUUAUUCCUGUGGGAGUCCAAGCCAAGUGGCAAGGAAAGGGCACAUGGGGAGCCAUUCACAGGAGUAUGGAUGCAAAUUCAAAGUGGUGAAUACCAUUUACCGACUGCUGGUGACAAGGAGGCAGCAAUAGAUGCCAUAUUCUAUGAUGACCUGAUGCUUGGUCUAUGUGCUAUGGUGUCGUGGGUAUUCAAUAAAGAAGACACAUUAAUCAUCACAACCCUACGGCUGUCUUGGUCAAACAAUGCUAGUGGAACAGGGCAGUCUUUACCCUUCACUGCCAAGUGGUACAUGUUCAGACACCCCUUGUAUGGCCUUACUCCAGCUGCACGAGUCGUCAAAUCCAAGCGUGCAUACCUGGGCCACUUCUCUCCUGAUGGGCAGAUACUAGCUGUUGCCAUGAAUCAGAAAUAUGCAUCUGACAACAGGAUUAUGUUCUACUCUACUGCUAGUUUACAUGUUGCCAUGGUGAAUGAUUUAAAUGGGUGUGGUGCCCAGCAGAUUGGUGUGAGCAAACCUUCAGGAAGAAUGUGGUGGGUGGCAGACCUGCAGUGGACUAGUGACAGCCUGCUUCUGAUAGCUGUUACUCGUGCGGGAUCUGUCCUCAUGUUAACCAAGCUUGGAACACCACUCCUCAUCAGCACAAAGGGCAACUCCAUUGAUAUGGGCCCAAGCUUGUUCUUGCCUAUUCAUCCCAGAAUUUAUUUUAGGAAAUCAAAUGGAACAGAUCAAGAUGAUAUUUCCCUCUCCUCCACUGUUGAGUCAGCGCUACGACAGCGGUUUUCAAUAGCAGUGCACCCACACCACCCAGUCUUUCUUAUCUCUGAUGGCUAUCUGGUCACAGUCCUGCAGCUGCCUGGAAAUGUCAGCCACGCCGGCUUGAUGACAGCCCUUAUGUCAGAUGUCAAGAGACUUGUUCCAGAUAUAGAGCUGGACUUGCAGAUACCAUCACGCUCCUCGUCUCUGAGCAAGAUCAACAUAUUCCAGGCCGAGCCUGCCACACCCGCUAAUGGCGAUGAUAUCAGUGACAAUACAGCAUCAAGUGCGGGGUCCAGUAAUUUGAAAGAUUAUGGGCUGGCCAGUGGUGAUCAAGGUGUCGCUUUAGCGGGCUUCACUCCCAUGGCUGACCAGGCUGCAGACGAGCACUACGCAAAUGUGUCAGGUAUCCUGGAAGCUCAGCUCGCUUCUCUCAAAGCCCUUGGGCUUGCAACCUCAGCGGGAGAGCACUGGACCAAAGACAUAUCUAAUGCAGCGAAUACCGUGACACGUGGAAUAGCCAAGCUCUUUGGGGUCUCUAUGAAAAGCUUAGUGACGCAAAAUGGGAAUUUGAAGACUUCGCUUAAACUCAUACCUGAGUCCAUCAAAACAAUCGAACCCUUACAUGGUCUACCUGAACGAUCUGGUCAAAGACUGAAAAAAAGUUUUGCAUAUUUCCAGCUUGCGCUUGGACUCUUUCAGUGGGAUUCAUAUCGGAACGCGUUCUCUUGGGCAAUACGACUUGUGCAUCAUGUCAUCAACGAGUUGCUUGCAUUCAAAGGGUGCUCAGAUUCAGUCAAGAUCACAACUUCUAUUCAAUUCUUAGAAUUCUCAGAACGAAUUCUUAACACAGUGUAUUCUUGGAAUCUCAGUGGCCAAGGUCUGUCAGCAGACAAUUUUAGUCCGACCAAGAUGUCUGGACAAAAUGUACCUCUUGGGAAUACUCAACAGGACGUUUCAGGACAAGACGUCCACGGACAAGGCAGUAAAGUAGCUCAAGACCUGGCUGCACCAUGGCUACUUCUGUAUAACUAUACAGCGCAGUGCAGCAAGAGAUCUGCAGAAGGUCAUGAAGACAGGUCAAUGUGUGGAGACCAGGUAGAGAGAACUGACGAUCAUGCCGAUCUGAUGGAACUAAUGUGUAGUGUUCAGAGGAAGCUGCAAGACAUUGGCGCAAAAAUCCCUACAAUGGCAGAUGAUGCUACACAAAAUACUGCAGGCUCCCAUACAGAUGUGAAGAAAAUCCACGAAAGUAUCAUAAAACAGGCUCAUAUUUCUGGAGCUUUCUCCACUGAGGCUCUCGAGGAUUCAAUGUUUGCUAGAAAACGAGCUACUCAAACACCUGCACAGCAAAGCACACCAGUUGGCCUUAGCAAGCGUUCUCGGUCCCUGGACCACUUGAAAGAUUUAUCAGCGAUUGGCAAACCAUCUCUUGCGUUCAGCCCAGGCUACAUCGGGAGCCCCCGAGUUCAGAGUCUUGCGGGUAGUCCACCUGAAAAUGAUACAAGAGCACUUCUGUCUAUCUUGUAUCAGAACCUUCAACAGUACGAUGUACAAGGAGCAUUAGAGCUAGUGUACUCGUUAAUGGAGCCGGUGUUGCCACUGGAGGAGAUUGAAACGACACUGAGUGAUUUGUUUACUCCCAUCGCGCAUGGGAUGGCAACACCCGGUCAAGACCAAUCAGCGAGCCAGUUACUGAGCGUUCUUCUACAGUCGUAUCCUAUCAUCCGAGUCUCUGAUAAAUGUGGUUUGCCCGUUGUGCAAUCCUUGGCCCGGCUUAUGGCUGCGUACUUCUCUGACCUUCCCCUCUUCACUUUUCCACCCUACAGGCCUGAGCCUUUGCCCCCUUUUCACCCCGCAGAAGGGGAGCAGCGAAGUCAAAUCUCGGAUGAAUCCUUCGAGCUGAUGCAUGGAGCUGAGGUAGAACCUCUUAACAGAGAAAGGUUAUCCAUCGCAGUUAGAGAACAAGGACUGUCUGACCUCUGGAGUGCCAACAGUGCAGUUGAUCUUUUGCUAGUAACUGGAUUAAUCGGAGAGGCUGCUCUACUCUCCAGAGAUCUUGGCGAUUGGAAGAAUUCCUUUUUCCUAUCUGUAUCUAACGACAAUUUGACGUCACUGAGCCCGAAAGGGUCUCUUCCUUCCGUUCAUGACAAUCCCGAGAAGACUAUCAUUUCAAGGCUGGCACCUAUAUUUCACACCCCUCAUCUUGUCCUUCCGAGUAUUCAAAAGACUGGCGAAGAAGCUCCAGAUGAAGCGCAUUCCCCUACUCGUGACAAACUUGUCAAGGAGAACCCCACCCCUGGUACGCUGGAGCCUGAAAUAGACGCUAACUUGGUGCGCCAUGUCAGUCAUGUGUUACAAGCAGGAGUGGUAGCCGGCCUUGACCUUGUGCCCGUGUUGAUGUGGACUAUGUUGAAGGACUUGCUUGGACUAGUAGCCCAGCUUGAUUGGAUCGUCCCUGAAGGGCUGUACCUACCAUCGCCUCCCCUCUAUUGCCCCCAGCCGCCCAAUACCCAGACCGAAUUCCUGUUGCCUCGUGUGUACCAAGAGCGCCACAUCCGAUCAGAAGCCGCCAAACUUGUUCAGAAGAUCCUUACCUUAUUCCAUGCUUCUCGGUGUAUGACUCCCUGCACGCAGUGGUACGUGGAGCAGCUUGUGGCAGCAAACGAUAAGUGGUAUGGCGACGAUGGAGAGUUCGAGAUGCCACAGUCGCUUAUCUCUUAUGCUGAUUGUGAUGUUACAUUCACUGCAGCUGAACAGGAGAUGAUGAGAACAUUGAAGAAAGUAUCAACCAAGGGUAAAGAUAAGCGCUCUCCUCCACGAUCUGGGCCUAGUCAAGCAGGUAGUCAGACGGGCGAAUCAUCUUCCAUCGAUGUGAUGUUAAGCGCUUUCCAGCAGUUCUGUCUUAUAACGUGGCUGCUCCAUGCACGUGACAAGAGGAGCUAUUACGCCAGACGAUACCGACGAGAAUUGAACGAGCCGUCUGCAGACGCCAAGUAUUCAGCGGAAGAUUUGUGUUGGGAGACUCUGCAGUGGACACUCCGUCUCCUGCCAUUCAGCUCUCUUCUAGGCGCCACUUCCCAACUGUACGAUACACUUCUUACUCUGUUGUCAGAGAUGACGCCCUCUGUAACUACGGCAGAGAUCACCGCCCAACACUUCCACGACCCUGAUAUCAUUCCUACCACAGCUGGCAAGGCGAAGCUGAAGAGGCUGAUCUCAAGGUUCCGCCGAGUGACUCUCUACGAUGCCGGAUGUGACGAUGCCGAGGACCCUGAUGCACCCUUGUCAGUCUACUACAGAGAAAAGUGUAUUCAGUGCGAACACGAUUUCAUCGAAAGGAGAGAGCUUUUCGGCCCUGUGCAGGUCAAAGUGUUUGAGCGGGAAGAAUUGGCUGAUGAAUACCCGAUAUCAUCCAACAAAAUCUCUUUCAAGUUGAACAAAGAGCGCCCCCAAGUUGGUGCAUUGAUGCUCGAGUCGUCUUCAGCGUACCUGGGCUUUUUAGAUACGUUUUUCAUCAUUGUUGUGUCCAAGACUUCUCAGUACAACCAAUCAUUGACUACACCACUGUUGCUUGCUUUUGAAAAAGUAUUCACAGCGCCAGAGACAAAGUCGCUGAAGGAGAUUCAAGCGAAGGCUAGCACCCUAAAACGAAAAGCUCCGCUACCAAAGAUAGGCCUCAUCCGAAGCCAAAGCUUCGCAGAUGUCCGUUCAUCGAGACCCAGAGCUCGGCACUUAGAAAGUCCCACUGCUUCUUGUGUGGAAGGUCCCAGUGAUUAUAAGCGAAGCAGUAGCCUCAAUGACUUGGGUAAAGCUGGUAAUACCUCAGGUAUUGCUGUUCUUGGAGCUGAGAUAAUGAAACUUCUUCCCAAGCUUGUUUGGCUCAGCAGAUGGUCUUCACAAGGCUCUUCCCACACUCUGGACGUGACCACGCUUAGGACAUCAGAGGGACGCCCUGUUAUGAAAGUCCAGGUCAAACUACAACUGCUCAUCAACAGCAUCUGGCUAAUGAAGAACGUUUACAUCCCUUGGCAACGGGACGAGAAGGUAAACCCGGAGUUCUUAAAGCCCAUACCCAAGGCAAUGUUCAAUCCAUCACUUGCCAAGUUCAACACGGAAGCCGCAGCACCUUCAAAACCCGAAAAAACCCUAAUUAGGAGAUACGCCAGUGACACUGACAUUCCCCGCGUGAUGGUCCAGAGCCCCACCACAGAGGAGGAGGAUGGCAGCAAGAGACAUACAAAUUCAGCGACAAGACGCGGGGGAGCAAAGCCUUCAGCAAGUGGCAAUAGAACAGCAGAAUCGCCGUUGACAAGCAAAGUCCAUACCCAAGACAUGCAGGUGGCGGAGAAGAAAAAAGCUCAGAAGAAGAAAGCACGAAAGACACUACGUCUUGAUUUGGGUCAAGAGAAUGAGCGCCCGUUUGAGGACGUUAUUAACCUACCACAUGACCUCGUGCAAGCCGAGACUGAAGGUUUACCCAAAGGAAACGUGUUGUUACAGUCACCACCCUAUGUUCAGCGAGCAAAGCCAAAGGCGGAUAAUGUUAGCACUUUACAAAAGUCAAAGACCGAAAAGAGGCGCCGCACUAUGCGAUCUACAUCGACGCCACAUCGUUCACGUAACUUGUCAAGAUCUGAAGAAGUUGACGUCAAUUCAGCGUUCUUCCCGGAAGACUUUACAGCACUGCCUGGUAAUCUGUCUGGCUUCCAAGUUAGAGACCCUCAAGGUUCCCGCCAUCCAGACGACACAGUCAUAAGCAGCAGAGAACUGAGAAAAAAGCCUCGACAAGUAGAAAUGUCAAGACAAAGUGAUAGGCAAGACGCAGUUAUUCCUGUGCGCGUGGUAAACGAAGAUUCUGCCAACAAUCGCGUGGAAAUUCUAUUGUCUAUCGCCUUAAGGCAUAGCGAUCAGGGCGAACAUACAUCCGUGUCAUCAGGAACUAUGGGCUUCAACCGCACAGUCGCCACAGAGCCGACUGUGAUUCAAGGGCCCCCAAGUAAACAUACUGGUUGCCAAACAGACCAAGGACCAAGCCAGAGUGUUUCUACCCAAGCAGAUCACACUGACAAGGCACAUGAGGUAAAAGAAGCUUGGCCUGCAGGGCCGCUAAAUAGCCUUUAUCAAGGAAACGUCAAGCCGGAACAACCGCUGUCAGUUGAUACAGCUCAUGUUCCAAAACUGGACGAGGAAAGUGAUUCCAUGAACGCCCCGAAGUUCGAUCCUGGAAUCCCCCUACUAAGGAUGCCUGGCACCUCUAUACUUGCCGAUAAGGAUGGGCUCUUCAAAACAGUUCCUGACUUGCCAGAGAAACCUAGAAGUACUACAUUUUCUGGUACGUCUCAGCUGCAAGAUGGAAUGAGAUUGUUUCCGAUUUCUCAGGAUCAACCACCCUUGCCAUUACUGCACAUACCAGAAAACGGAGGCAAGAGGCAUAUUAAAGUUCCAGACCUUUCGAAGAUUAGGUUCUUCGAGAUGCAGAACAAUCCAGCAGGUCUCCAGCUUCUGAAAAUGCCACCGAAAUCUGAAGAAACUAGAAUUCCCGAUUUGUCGAAGAUAAAGUUUCCUGACACCCAGAAAAAGACACAAGUUGAUUCGAAAGACCUUUUCCUUUUACAAAUGCCACUAGCAAAUGAGAGUUGGAGGCCCGAUUUUUCCAAGAUUAAGUUUCCUGAAAUCCCGAAAAAAACACCAGUUGAUGCAAAAGACCUUUUCCUUCUACGAAUGCCACAAGCAAAUGAGAGCUGGAUGCCUGAUUUAUCCAAGAUCAAAUUUGCGCAGGUGGAGCCAAAACCGAGUAAAGGGGCACAUAAUCGAGACCUCCGUCUUCUUCGAAUGCCAGAGCGCGCGAUGUCAGACCUGUCCAAGAUUCACUUUCCAGAAAAACACCCAAAUAUAGAGAACUUUAAACCUGAUGGAAACGGGUGUAAUCACGAUAUGUCCCAAGCCUACAAUGCUCGACAAACUAUUUCAAGGCAAAGGCGCCGUGAGCGUCAAGAUGACCUCGACACACCUGCACCACAUGAUGUUUACCAACCUUCGAACAUUCCAGAACAGCCUAGGACAAUUACUGUAAAGCCGAUGAAGACAACAAAGCAGCGGACACGACAAGCUGGCACACCUCCGACACUAACAAAUGUGAAGCCGCAAGUCAGCAAUGAACAGAGAUCCAACGUAACAAAAGCUAAACCAAAACCCAGGCCUCCUGUGGAGAUUAACGAGACUGGCCUGAGCGCCGAGAGUGACCUUGAACUCUCUGAGAUAUCUGAGGACUUUAACAUGUCGACUGAAGAACAAAUGUACUUCCAUCCGCGAACGGUGCCCAGAGUCUCGAAUCGUGAGGUAGAGAGGUACUGCCGAGAGCUAGAAGAACGAGUCAAGGAACAGUUCAACAAAGACUUAGAGGUAAGGAUGAAAGAACAGGUGGAUCGGGAAGUCAAAGAACGUAUUCGAAGACAAAUGGAGAAAGAACUCCAAGAGAAGGAAUCACAGAGAGUUAGUGACCAAGUAAAACAAGAGGCCAAGAACGCCAAAACAACACAGACAACUCAGAACCUGGGACAGCGAGUUGGUGCGAAGCUAAGGGAACGAGCUGAAGUUCUACCGACUGAAGGACCUUUGGAACGAGGAACACAUCCAAUGUUUACUAAGGACGAAUCUGUUAAGAGAUCUCAAGUCGGUACUCAAGUGAAGGAAGAAGAGUUAUACACGCCUACCGUUCCAACAUAUGCCCAAGUCGGUAUUCAGGUAGCUGAAGAUGAGCUUCACAUACCAAAGAUCACUCGAAGAAAAGAAACAUCGGCCGCUCAGACUGAUACAGAAACCUCAAGGCGUGCACCAAUGCUUCCCCCAGAUAUAUUCCUUGGUCUGAGGUACUCCAAAGAAGAGCUAGACGACCAAGGGGUUCAAGUGGAAAUUCCUUCAGCUCCACGCUUGUCAGCUGCUGAGGAGCCAUCGCGUAUGACGAAGACAGAUCAAAGUCGGCGGUUUCUUAGCGUGGCUGAUAUUGAUGGCGAGGAAUGGGAGAACAUCAGGGCGGGUCCAGAAGCGUCCUCUGAACAGCAGCACCCUGCCGUAGAAGAUGGUCUUGACGAAUCUAAAGGACUUGAAGAAGAAUCUGUACACGGCGUAUCUAGUGACGAAAUCACGAUCAAAGGUUCAGAUGCCGAAACAGCCGUCGAUACCCUUCAGACACCCAUUGCGACGCCCAGAUCAGCUCGACCUCCAAGUGAUUCCCCCAGGCCAGCUCGACCACAACCCGAGCCACGCCACCUCAGGUCCCCACCUGAGCCUAAACCACGCCACCGCGACUCAUCCCACGACCCCGUCACCGUACAAGUCAUGGAAUCCAUUCAAUCCCACGACCCCGUCACCGUACAAGUCAUGGAAUCCAUUCAACACCCAUUGCCAAAACCACGUUUCCAUUUACCUGUCUCGCUAAAACACACGGAUGACCCGCGAGGUGUCUCCAAACAACUUAUAGCCUCCCGUCUCUCGGAGAUGACGGAGCAGCUUGACGCUAUUGAGCGCAUCACUCAAAACAUGGACAGAGAGUUCCAGAGCUCAAACGUGUUACUGCGUGCUAUUGAAAACAUUGGCGAUGUGAUGUCUCCAAGUCGCCAUCAAGUAGCUGUUCGACAUUCGCCCAGGCUGUCCGAUCGCCGAGGACGCUCUGGAUCAACUACGAAGCCUGCUAGAAUCCAGCGUGACAUUACACCUUGGAGACGCGAGACGACCGGUCUACUGCGCGCUAGUGAUCUUAAACAACAUGCAGUCGAUCAGUCCACAGUAGAUAAUAGUGAAACAGAGCGCAAAAACGAUACAAGUUUAGAAAUUCAAGAUACUACAGACCAACCUGAUGCGGCACAAAACGAGGGAAGCGAAAAUAAAGGGGGGGUUACGCGGGAAAAGGAUACCCGGACAGAAAACCGGACACCUGACCGGACAUCUGAUGAGGAGGAGAGUGAUGGUACAAUUCUCGACGAUACGUCAGAUAGUGACCACAAAUCUUCUGUGAUAUCGCGUGGCUCAGCCUCUAGUCGCAAGCUGUCGAGGCAUUCCCAAGAAUCCGGCAACGAACAUGUGUCUCAAACUAAGAAAACUGAGCAACAAGGGCCCUUUGAUGAUCCGCUGAGCAGCAUAAAAUUGACACCAAAAGCGCUCAAAGAAAUAUUUGCCGACGACAGUAAAGCCACCACAAAGGGAAAUGUGCGGUCGCCGGAAAAAAGAAAAGAGAUUCGCGAAUGGAUGGCGAGGAAGCGGACUCAACAGCACGCCCAGUGGCAAGGAAAGGUGGAGGAGCUGCGAUCCCAGGAGCACAAGCCAUUUGUCACAACAAACGAGGGUCCUUCGACUUUGAAGAAGAUAAAGCUUGCUGAAAAGGAACGAGAAACCAAACGCAGAAAUCGUGAACAAGGGCAUAUUAACGAAAGGGUGAAAGAUGCAUCAAAUAUGAUCAGUGAGAUGUUGUCAGAAGCAGUACCAAAAGCGGACACCCUGACCAAGAUACGCUACACUCCACCCAAGCCGAAAACGAAAGCAAUUACUAAGGUAGCCAACGACAGAUACGAAACAAAGACCACAAAUAAGAGAGGGAAGUCUCCUAGACAAGCUAACCGCAACGUCAAGCCGAUGCCAGGGCAUGCCCAGGCCAUAAGAGGUAUUGAGGCGCACAGAGCGGGUGUAAUAGGUGAGCACCCGUUGACGAGUAGUCCAAUCUACCCGCCAAGCGGACGAGUUGAUCCGCGAUCAGAAGACAAUGCCCCUGUUUACCCGAACGAUGAAUUCACUCGUUUCUCGCGCGGUAGAGAGACUACUCGCUCGGUGUCGCCUAACGAGUUUGUCACCGUGAAAACUUACCGACAGCACGAGAAGGAGAAACUUCGACGGUCUCACGAGUUUGAGAGACAGAUGGAUUAUGAACUGUCCAGGAUGUCUCAUCAAUCGCCAACAGUCACCUGGAACCCUGCACUUAGGUCGCUUGAGAUCGACCACAUUCUAGAUGAGAUACCAGAUGGUUCCACCAUAGACGAAGAUCGAUUCCAAGAUAUUCAGAGCUUGCUAAGCGAUGACAGCGAACUUAAAGAGCUUCUCGCUGACGUAAUUAGCUCCCAGGCCACAAGCCGUGAGCGACAGAACCGUGAAAAAGACAGUGGUCGCGACAACGUGGGAAUGAGGACUAUGACCAUAUCCAAACAGGGUACGCGAGGAGGACGCGCCACUUCCCUCAGCAGACGUGGCCAAUCAGCUGGAGCACAGAAUAGACGAGGUAAAAUAACAACAAGAGGGAUGGCUCAACCACGCGGGAUGUCACGCACACAAGCACUCGAAACCACAGUUACUAUUGCCAGAGGAACAGCUAAUAAAGCUAAUCGGCAGCGAUCGGGAUCUCAAGGGCGUGACAGGGGUGCAUCCGGGCAUGGCAGGGGUGCAUCAGCUGGUGGUAGGGGUGCAAGUUCAAAUAGAAAAGGGGUAGCAUUAGUGAGCGGAAGGGGUGCAGUCACAGGAAGUAAACCACGCCCUAAUGAAAGAAAACCUCGUGUCGCGCUGCCUGAUGACGACAAGCUUGUGUUUGAUGUGGACGAAGUCAGCCCUUGGAAUACAGGAGACAGCUUGAAGAUGUCGGAUGACAUAGCACAACUCUUGGCGGAAGCAAAGCAAGCCGUUGGCGACGACUUCUCAGAGAGUAGCGGAAGUGUCAUGAGUAACAUCGACUGGGAGGCUGUGGACAGGAUCAUGGAUAGUAUGUAGAGGAACACCGAGGGAUUUAACAGGGCAGUUAAGGUAAACCACGCCAUGUCUGAAUGAGACUACUACAGUUAAACUGCGCCAUGGUCAAGCUGGAAAUAUGAGUUAGACUUACUAUGCUCUUGAAGUUCCGUAUAGAUAGGCAUCGAGAAGUUAAUGUGCGCUAUGAAAUGUGCUGCGUAUCAAUUUGCUAGUGGUAGAUAGAAAAUCGUAUUUAUAAAUGCGCAGUACUGUAUACUUGCGUAUGGCUUUAUUUGGGUACCCAUCUGUUGUAUAAAUGCCUUAUGGACAGAACCCUGAGGAGUAGGUCACGCUAAAGCUAGACAAAAUGAUAUUUAGGUCAUGCUGUCGAUCAUCAUUACUUUACGUAAAUGUAAACUUUUUACUUAUUCAGACAUUUGGGGCUGAAUAAUCGUGACUCCUUUAGAAUGUACACGGAAAGUACAACUUUAUGGAUAUCACGUAAUAUCUAAACACAAUGAUACUUUGCUAUAUUUAUAAGGAACAAAGUUUACUAUCAAAAAAUAUUUAUUAAAAUAAUGAACGCAAUGAUUCUAA